Messenger RNA from Miscanthus lutarioriparius, 783 nucleotides. Lineage: Eukaryota; Viridiplantae; Streptophyta; Magnoliopsida; Poales; Poaceae. The record is from the annotation of a GenBank genome assembly.
AUGCUCCUGCUACGCGGCGCCAGGGCGGCGGCGUCGGCGUGGGCGGCAUCCACCGCGGUGGCCGCAGGUGCCAGCGGCGGCAGGUCCAUAUCCAUUCGGCUGACCCCCGUGGCCGCAUUGUCCUCGGGCGGAAGGAAGAGGAAGGGCCAGCGGCGGGGCGAGGCCAAGCCUCCGAGCCCGCCGCCGCAGCCCCUGCCUCGGCAGAGCAAGACCCCGAGCAGCAAGAAGAAGUCAGGACCGAGGCCGUCGGGUGAGGCCAAGAAGAACCUCCCGGUGGAGCUGGAAGAAGCGCGCGGCCCGCGGAGGCCGGAGGGCGGCGAGGCGAGGAAGGGGAAUACGCAGCAGCAGCUGCAGGAGAAGGUGAAGGUGAAGAGGCUGGUGCGGUGGAAGUGCGCGAGCGGGUGCGGCGCGUGUUGCAAGCUAGACAAGGGCCCCGACUUCCCCACUCCCGACGAGAUCUUUGCCGACCAUCAGGAUGACCUCCAGCUGUACAGGAGUAUGAUCGGCUCUGAUGGAUGGUGCAUCAACUACGACAAGGCCACCCGCACCUGCAACAUCUACCAAGACCGACCUUCCUUCUGCAGGGUGGAACCAAAGGUUUUUGAUGAGUUCUUUGGUGUGCCACGCAGCAGAUUUGACCGGGAAGCUUGCAGUGCUUGUGUGGAUAACAUCAAGAUGGUGUAUGGUGAUGACUCUGCUGAGCUCAGUAAUUUCAAGCGUGUGAUAAGGGAGGAAAGUAACAAGAUGGAAAGCAAGAACCAAGAUAAAUUGUUGGAUACAUAG